Anguilla anguilla (European eel) is the source of this 5004-nucleotide messenger RNA. Its product is annotated as NPC1-like intracellular cholesterol transporter 1. NCBI's taxonomy places the organism in Eukaryota, Metazoa, Chordata, Actinopteri, Anguilliformes, Anguillidae. The coding region runs from base 63 to 4151 and encodes 1362 amino acids. Gene Ontology annotation, cellular component: membrane. The record is from RefSeq and is a predicted model, not a curated record. Gene Ontology annotation, molecular function: lipid carrier activity. The transcript is spliced from 19 exons.
UGCUCCGAAUCUCCCCAACUGUCACCCAUCACCUCGGGAGCCAGAAUCUGUGGGAUCGCGGCAUGGGGCCCCCAAAGAGGAGCCACACCCUCGCCGUCGCCUCUUUGUUCCUUUUUGCCUGCUUGGUCACCGCGGAGGCUAAGAACCAGCCCGGUUACUGCUCCUUCUACGAGGAGUGCGGCAGGAACCCGUCCGUCAACGGGAGCCUCAUCAAGCCCAUCAUCCCCUGCGUGAACUUCAGCCCCGCCCGCCAGAUCCAGGGCGCGCACUACGCGCGGCUGAAGAAGGUGUGCCCCAUGCUGGCGCGCGGGGAGGGCAACACCACGGCCUGCUGCUCCAUGAACCAGCUCUCCUCGCUGGAGAACAGCCUGACGCUGUCCAAGGCCAUCCUGGUGCGCUGCCCGGCCUGCGCAGACAACUUCGCCCACCUGCACUGCAUCACCACCUGCAGCCCCGACCAGAGCCAGACGCUCACCAUCCUGCGCACCAUCAACGUCACCGUCCUGGGCCAGGAGAAGGAGGCUGUGGUGGCCUAUCGUUCCUACGUCUCCGAGACGUUCAUUGACGCCUCCUUCAAGUCCUGCCAGAACGUGCGGAUUCCAGCCACGGGCGGCUAUGCCAUAGCCACCAUGUGCGGGCGCUAUGGCGCCAGCCUCUGCACCCCACAGCGCUGGCUUGACUUCCAGGGGGACACCAGUAAUGGGCUGGCGCCCCUCGAUAUUGACUUCCGCAUCAUCCCCAACGGUGCCCCCGUGCCCCCGGGAAUCGCGCCUUACGCGGGCAAGGCCCUCAGGUGCAACGAGACCACGGACACCGGUGGCAAGGCGUGCUCCUGCCAGGACUGUGUGGAGUCCUGCCCGGCUGUGGCCCCGCCCCCACCCCCUCCCCCACCCUUCCUGAUUGGUCAACUGGACGGCGUGCUGGCUGUGUGCCUCAUUGUAUUCGUCAUCCUUUCUGUCACCUUUGUGGGCUUUCUGGUGGUACGCCAUUUUGGACCUGGCGGCAGCCGCAGCACCGUCAAGGCCGCGGAGGCGAAGACCAAAGUUAAGGACAAAAACAGCAACGAGGUGGGCAAGGCCAAGGAUGAGGUCAUUGACCCAGGGGAUGUGACGUGCACGGACCGGAACAGCCUGGCUACGGAGGAGUUCCUGGGUUCCGUGUUCCAGAGGUGGGGGACUCUAAUGGCUCGGCACCCCUUCAAGGUGCUGCUGACUUCAGCAGCGGUGGUGGCAGUUUUUGGAACAGGCAUGAUGCACAUCGAACUGACCACAGACCCCGUGCAGCUGUGGUCUGCCCCCAACAGCCGUGCCCGCCGAGAGAAGGACUUCCACGACAGCCAUUUUGACCCCUUCUUCCGCACCAACCAGCUGAUCCUGACCGCACCCAAUUACCCCAGCCACGCCUAUGACUCUCUGCUGUUUGGGAUGCACAACUUCAGUGGCAUCAUCUCCAAGGACCUGAUCCUGCAGCUGCUGGAGCUGCAGAAGCGGAUCCAGGCCAUCGAGUUCUGGUCCGACGACCUGAACCGCACCGCCAGCCUCAAGGACAUCUGCUUCGCCCCGCUGAAUCCUGGGAACCCAUCGCUGACGGACUGUGCCGUAAACGGCCUGCCCCAGUACUUCCAGAACAGCGUGGACAAUUUGAAUGCCAAGGUCAACAUGACAGAGCUGGGGGUGACCCAGGAGGUGGACUGGAGGGACCACUUCAUUUACUGUGUUAACUCUCCCCUGUCUUUCAAAGACAUCACAGAUCUGGGCCUGAGCUGCAUGGCAGACUACGGGGGUCCGGUCUUCCCCUUCCUGGCUGUGGGUGGAUACCAGAAUGAAGACUACACCAAUGCAGAAGCUCUGAUCCUCACUUUCUCUCUGAAUAAUUAUCAGAGGGGGACCCCCAAAUUUAAACUGGUAGAGAAAUGGGAGCAAAUGUUCCUGGACAUCGUUCAGGAGUACCAGAGGAACCCAGCCACAAACUUCACAUUCGCCUACAUGGCAGAGAGGUCGCUUGAGGAUGAGAUCAACCGGACGACCGCGGAGGAUAUCCCCAUCUUCAUGAUCAGCUACGCCGUGAUCUUCAUCUACAUCGCCAUGGCGCUCGGGGAGUACUCCUCCUUCAAGCGCAUAUUGGUGGAUUCCAAGUUCCUGGUGGGCCUGGGCGGGAUCCUGGUGGUGGGAUGCUCGGUGCUGUCCGCCAUGGGCUUCUAUGCCUGGAUUGGAGUGCCCUCCUCCCUGGUCAUCCUGCAAGUGGUGCCCUUUCUGGUGCUGGCAGUGGGAGCUGACAACAUCUUUAUCUUGGUGCUGGAGUACCAGAGAGACGAGCGUAGGCUGGGAGAGAGCAGAGAAGAACAGAUCGGCAGAGUUCUGGGUCACGUGGCUCCCAGCAUGCUCCUCUGCAGCAUGUCUGAGUCCAUCUGCUUCUUCCUGGGUGGGCUGAGCAGCAUGCCGGCGGUGAAGUCGUUCGCGCUGUACGCGGCGCUAGCCGUGCUGUUCGACUUCGCGCUCCAGAUCACCGCCUUCGUGGCGCUGCUGUCCCUGGACGCUCGCCGGCAGGACGCCGGGCGCUGCGAGCUAGCCUGCUGCGUCACCGUGUCGUCCCCCCGCCCGUCCAAUCACGGCCAGGGCGUCCUGCUGCCCGCCAUGAAGCGCUACUACGCCCCCGUUCUGCUGCACCCCGUCACCAGGGUUACCGUGAUGGUGCUGUUUCUCUUCAUGUUCUGCGCUUCGGUCUUCCUGAUGUUCCAUGUGACGGUGGGCCUGGAUCAGGAGCUGGCCAUGCCUAAGGACUCCUACAUGCUGGAAUAUUUUAAGUACCUAUACAAGUACUUUGAGGUAGGCGUCCCGACGUACUUUGUCACCACAAGGGGCUUUAACUUCACCACGGUAGCAGGCAUGGACGCAGCAUGCUCCAGCGUCGGCUGCGACCCCUUCUCCCUGACUCAGAAGAUUCAGUACGCCACGGAGUACCCCGACAAGUCCUACCUGGCUAUCCCAGCAUCCUCAUGGGUCGAUGACUUCAUUGACUGGCUCAACCCGGGAUCUAAAUGCUGUCGUCUGUAUACCCUGGGCCCAAAUACAGGGCAGUUCUGUCCAGCCAAUCAGAGUGCGUUCUUAUGUGGGAAGAGGUGCGUCAGCACUCCCCAAAAUGGGGUGCUGCGGCCCACAGUGGAGCAGUUCAAUAAGUACCUACCCGACUUCCUGGGAAACCGUCCUGACCUUCUGUGUCCCAAAGGGGGCCUGGGAGCCUAUGACAAGGCAGUGGUGAGAAACGAAGAAGGUGAAAUCAUAGCCUCGCGGUUCAUGGCGUACCACACGCCCCUCGCCACGUCCCAGGAGUUCACGGCCGCCCUCCGGGUGGCCAGGGAGCUGGCCGCCAACAUCACCCUCAGCAUGCGCCAGGUCCCCGGCACCUCGCCUGACUUUGAGGUCUUCCCGUACACGGUGACGUACGUGUUCUAUGAGCAGUACCUGAGCAUUGUGCCAGAGGGCCUGUUCAACAUCUCGCUGUGCCUGCUGCCCACCUUCGUGGUGUGCUGCAUUCUGCUGGGCAUGGACCUGCGCUCCGGCCUGCUCAACCUGCUCACCAUCGUCAUGAUCACCGUGGAUACCGUGGGGGUCAUGACCCUGUGGGGGAUCGACUACAACGCCGUGUCCCUCAUCAAUCUGGUCACGGCGGUGGGCAUCUCCGUGGAGUUUGUGUCCCACUUGACACGUUCCUUCGCCCUCAGCACGUUGCCCACGCGAGUGGAGAGAGCCAAGGAGGCCACCGCCACCAUGGGCAGUGCGGUGUUUUCAGGUGUUGCCAUGACAAACCUGCCUGGUAUUGUGGUGCUGGCGUUUGCCAAAGCGCAGCUCAUCCAGAUCUUCUUCUUCCGGCUGAACCUCGUCAUCACGCUACUGGGCAUGGUGCACGGCCUCAUCUUCCUCCCCGUCCUGCUCAGCUUCUUCGGACCGGACGUAAACAGGGCCGCGCUCCUGCGGCAGCAGAGGAAGGCCCAGGAGGAGACGGCGUCCAAACAAAACCACGUGUACGAGAACCUGAGCUUCGACGACAGCAAGCGGAGCCCGGCCCCAAACGGUGACGCGAAGGGCGGGGUAGAGACCGCCCCCAAGGCCCCCGAGGCUGAAAACGCCGCAGUUGUAGCGACCACCUUCUGAACUCUGUUGCCGAACUCACCUUCCGCCAUUUUGUCUGAAAAAAAACUAAGCCAAAACGUGCCUUCCCACCAUUGUUUUUUCCAUAACCAGGACAAAGUCUGGGGUGAUUCUGUUCAGCACCUUGUAUGACCACAGCCACAACACCAAAACUCACCAUCUAUCAGCAGAUCCUUACAGGUGUCAUAUUUAUGCAAACAAGACUGGGCAGCUCUGCUUUGGCUGCAACAAUCUCACUCUCUCUGUUCUCUUAUUGUAUUCUUCUGUGCUGUAAGCAAACACCGUUUGGUUGUAUGUGUUGCUGCAGUUUGUAUUAAUGAGUUGCUGCUUAGAACUUCCCCUGUCACCAGGUGCUUGGAGUUUUGCACUGCACUAUUGUACACUAUUGGUGAGUCAGUGAGAAGCUUUGUGAGUCCUCAAAACAGGUGGUGCACAUCAAUGACUAUGUACAGAAUCAAUCAAUGGGCUCAUUCCUGUCACUUAUUUUAUCCAUCCUUGUCUCCUUGGUCCUUGCCUGACCCAGAAAUCAAUCGAGGGCCACCAUCUUCAAGGACAUUCCAACCUGUUAAAUGCUCCUUGAAAGAGUUAGGAACGAGGAGCUCGGAGGCUCCCACAGGAUGCUUGAGCAAGGAAACACAAGUGCAUCCUUUGCGAAAAGGUCAUCGACCUGUAGAUCCACCUCUCCCCAUCUGCCAAGUGUGUAGUUUGCGUGGCUCCAAGGUGACGUUGGACUGAACUAGGACGUUCCAUUUGCCCAUUGCAUGUCAUCUCGAUUCAUCCAUCCUCAAGUUCUUUCCUUGGUUCCUUUCCACGCGUUCUCCGAUGGGUGGAGGUAAAGAGUGAGGAAAAGAUGCAA